CCUCAUCUCGAGUCGGUGCCACACCCAAUAUACACCCAUCUUUGUCUGUACAUCUCUUUACAUGGAAACUCAUACCCGGAAACGCGCUCGAAACAACUCGGUCGGCUCUGACAAUGGAGACUCGAGUGGCGCGUCCGCCCAUACCUCCACGCAAGACCCGCAGUUCUGGUUCGAAGACGGGAACAUCAUCCUUGUCACUCCGCAUGUUUCCUUCAAGGUUUACCGCGGACUUCUCGCGGAGCACUCCGCCGUCUUUCACAGCAUGUUCGACAUCGCACAAGGCGCUCAGUCGGCGGCGGAGCAAGUCAACGGCUGUCCUGUUGUGGAGCUGGACGACUCGCCCGACGACCUGCGCGAACUCUUCCGCCUCAUAUUCCCUCUUAAAGCCAGUCCAAAGCUUAAGAGAGGCGAUGUCGACAUCGACACCCUAUCUGCAGUCAUUCGCUUGGACCACAAGUACGAGCUCACCGCUCUGUGCGAGGAGGCCCUCGGCUAUCUCACAUCCUACUACACUACCGAUUUCGACACGUGGACCAGCAAAUGGAACACCAGUGGUUGGCAGCCCCAGCCAGUCCAUGCGAUCGGUGCGAUCGCUCUCGCUCGACUCACCAACAUCCCGUCGAUCCUCCCCACGGCGUUCUACACCUGCUGCACCCUCAGCCCCCACGACCUCGUGCGCGGAUACACAAGCAAGUACGGCGUCCAGCACAGACUCGACGACGCGGACCUGGAGCGGUGCCUGCAGAUGCGGGACGCGCUCACGCACUUCAACGCCAGGCUCGCCGUGACCCUCCUCUGCGGCAGCACCUCCCCGCGAUGCCCUUACGCAGGAGCCCCUGCUCGGUUUAGGGUAUGCGCGCGCACCUUGACCGCGGUGAUGGAGCGAUCCGCGGUCGUCGGCGCGGUUCCGCACGCCUUGGCGGACACGCGCGUCUUGGACACCUGGCUGGAUAACAUUGCAGGCUUCGAUCUCGGCGACGCUGGCAUGGCGCAGAUGCAGGCGGCCGUUGGUGGAUCCGGGUUGUGCCAGUUUUGCAGGGCUAUUGUCGAGGAGAAAGACAUGGAGCUCCGACGGGAGGCCUGGGCUUACCUCCCCACCGCCUUGGGCAUUCCCGUCGAGAACUGGGGUGCGAGCGUCUCGGCGUCAUAAAGGGUCUAGUUUUUCCCAAUGUAAGACGAGCAAUAUAGCCGCGGAGUGACAUUAUACAUCAAUAUGAGAAGGAAGUAGUAUACGCGAAAAGCAUGCGAACAAGUUUCAAAUUUCACUCCUCACUCCCCCACCCUUCAAUCUCCAGCCCGAAAAGCUGCGGCAGGCGUUUCCACACAUUCUCCCUCUCUUUUCUGUCACGUUCGAUGGCCAACUUCUCGCAGAGCGCGCAAAUAAAGUACCGAUGUGUCGCCUCC
Messenger RNA from Trametes versicolor FP-101664 SS1, 1404 nucleotides. RefSeq lists its product as uncharacterized. The record is from RefSeq and is a predicted model, not a curated record. Gene Ontology annotation, molecular function: protein binding. Lineage: Eukaryota; Fungi; Basidiomycota; Agaricomycetes; Polyporales; Polyporaceae. The coding region runs from base 62 to 1150 and encodes 362 amino acids. The transcript has 3 exons.